AUGUUGGGUAUUGUCAUGUACCCAAUCUGUCUGGUUAAGAGUCUCGGAUCAUUGCGGUACCUCAUUACGGUUAGUAUUCUCGGAAUACUCUGCUGGAUCGCCUGCAUCGAGGGUGUCACGACGUACAUCUUCGGUUUCUGCAACCAAGCUAACAUGCCCGAGAUCUACAUUGAGAUGAGCAAUAGGAGCCCUAGGAAGCUGCGUUCGGUCGCCGUCUGGUCUGCCGUUAUUUGUACUGCUGUUUACUUCAUUAUUGCCAUCUCGUUCCUUCUGGUUUCCGGUUUUGAUGCACAGAGUAGUGUCUUGCUUAACUGUUUGGCUGAUUGGAUUCCCCAGGGUGAUGUUGUUGUCAUCAUUGGCUUCAUUUGGACGGGCAUUUCAUUCAUUGGCACUUAUCCGUGUAUGGUGUAUCCUGUCUGUGUUGCCCUCAUCAACACCUUCCAACCAAAGCGUGCUGACUUCUGGGGAGUUGUAGUCGUUACUAUCGCUGUCGUCAUCUCUCAUCUCAUCGAUAUCGCCUUGCCUGAUGUAUCCAUUCUGAUGGGUCGCCUCGGUGCUGUUGCUGGAUCCAUCCUGUGUUUCAUUGCUCCUGGGUUACCCAAAUACCCAUUCGUUAUCCUGGGUUGCAUUACCUUGGUCGGUGGUACCGCGAUAUCGGCUUGCCAGAUCCUAGAGUUCGGUGAGUAG
This is a messenger RNA of Perkinsus marinus ATCC 50983, 687 nucleotides long. Its product is annotated as amino acid transporter, putative. Lineage: Eukaryota; Perkinsozoa; Perkinsida; Perkinsidae. Gene Ontology annotation, biological process: amino acid transmembrane transport. The transcript is spliced from 3 exons. Gene Ontology annotation, molecular function: amino acid transmembrane transporter activity. The coding region runs from base 1 to 687 and encodes 228 amino acids. The record is from RefSeq and is a predicted model, not a curated record.